Molecule: messenger RNA, 2468 nt
Organism: Plutella xylostella (diamondback moth)
Lineage: Eukaryota; Metazoa; Arthropoda; Insecta; Lepidoptera; Plutellidae
Biological process (GO): regulation of transcription by RNA polymerase II
Cellular component (GO): nucleus
Molecular function (GO): RNA polymerase II transcription regulatory region sequence-specific DNA binding; DNA-binding transcription factor activity, RNA polymerase II-specific
Source: RefSeq, a predicted model, not a curated record
UAACAAAACAAAAUUUAAUUCAAAAAGUUAAAAUGGCCGAAGGAAAGCUAUGAAGCUUCUUCAUCGAUAAAAUAUUUGGAAUUGAAAUAUCUUGUGAUUUAAAAUCUGUACACACCUCAAGAUGAAGGAAAUAAACAUAAACAUUGAGGGCUACAAUGUGAACGGUAUAUGUGUUGGCUGCCUCAAUUAUAAUCGCAAAAUGUUUUACAGCGAAGAAGUCAAGGACUGUUUUAAAAUAUUGGCAAAUAUUGAUGUGCCAGACGGUCUAACAAUACAAGUAUGCUGGGAGUGCAUGGCGUCAGUCAGAGCCUUGGGCCAGUUUCAGACUCAGAUCCUGAAGUCUUACCAAGUUCUUAUUGACUACUCUAGACAGAGUCCGUUCCUGAAUGCCCCGGAAGACCUGACGGUCCAUGCGACACAGCGGCUCAACCCCAGCGCAGUCUCCGUAUGGUGCAGCACUCCGGGGGACACUGCCGGCCAGGAUGGUCUUGAGGUGGAGGUCCCCCCUGCUGGGCUGAAGACAGAGUUGGUGCAGGUCAAGGAGGAAGUUUCAGAUGACGAUUUUCCUUCUCAAACAGACGAGCCAGACUAUGAACCACUUGCCACAAACCACACAAACACACUCGAUAGUCCAAUGUCAAAAUAUGAAUCGUCAGAUGAAGACAUCCAACUAUCUGAACUGAGGAAAGGAAAAGAGAAGAGAAAGGCUAAGAAAUCUAAGAAGGAAGGUAGCAGAAAGAAAAAGGUGAAAGAAGUUAGUAAAAAGAGUAAAGAAGAAGUAAAAAGUGCUAAGGGAGAAACAAAGACUUUGAGGAAGAUGAAAAAUCUGUCUGAGGAUCUAGUGCAGCUAUUCACGAUGACAGAAGACCAGAUGUGGGAGAUUCGCGCAGCUGAUCUCGAGAGCAAGGACUUUGUCAAAGUGAAGUACAAGUGCAAUGACUGCAUAAUUGUAUUUAACUCGGAGAAGUAUAUGCAGGACCAUUUCAAAGGGAAACAUAACCCUAAAUCGCCAACUAGCUACCAAUGCGACGUCUGCAAGUCUUAUCUCUUAACGACAGAUAACGCAUCCGUCCACCGCUCCCUUCACUUGAAGGCGUACAGUUGUAAAAUGUGUCAGUAUACAACUACGAUGAAGCGAGCUAUGUCCAGUCAUACGAGAUUGCACAAGUCGGAAACACAAAAAUACGAGUGUGCUAUGUGCAAUAAAGCUUUUGCAACUAAAUCGAAGCUGACAUACCACAAGAACGUGUGUAAACAGGAGAAGCCCCAGUGCGACUGUUGUGGAAAAGUCUUUGCUAACAAAGUCACCUUGAAGUAUCAUCUCAAUGUGAUGGCGGGAGUGAAAUCGUCGAACAAACCGAAAGAAAAGCUGAGUAUCCCGUGCAAGGGGUGCGGCAAAGUGUUCCCUUCGAAGAAAAGCUACAGGGCGCAUGUCGUAAUCCACGACGGCCUAGAAUACCCGUGCCCGAAGUGCGGCAAAUUAUUCCAGUGGAAGCGCAACCUCGCGAGACAUCUGCGCAACCACUCCGACCGAGAGACAGGCGCCAGGCACGAGUGUCAACAGUGCGGGAAAAGAUUUAGCUCAAGAGACUGCUAUAAUAACCAUAUGCGAUUUAGCAAGAAGCAUGUGUCACAGGAUAGUUAUGUGCACAACUGCGGCUUCUGCGGCAAGAAGUUCCCCACCAAGUGGUGCCUCGUGGACCACGUGGACUGGGAGCACCUCAAGAAGAUCAAGUACCAGUGCUCUGUUUGUGCCAAGCCAUUCAAAACAGCCAAGAUAAUGGUGGCGCACGUGAACAACAUCCACGGCGGGCGCAAGCAGCGCGAGCCCGACGGCGAGCACCUGUGCGACAUCUGCGGGAAGUACUAUAAGACUGAAAAGCGUCUCAAAGGCCACGUAUGGGCGAUGCACACGCACCGCUCGACCACCAAGAGCUACAAGUGCGCGCUGUGCCCCGCCACCUUCACCUGGCAGACCUCCGUGUACAAGCACGUCAAGUGCAUGCACCAGAACCCUAAACGGCAACCGCCACGACCGUCGCAACCGAAGGUAGAAUUACAACCGCAACAAUACUACACGGUGCAGACAGCGACCACGCCAGCCACGCUCUCACACGCGCCACACGCACUGCACGUGUAUAGCGUGCCCGGACGAUAGACUAGUGUCUUAGUGUAAAAAAUUGGAUAAAUACUGUGAAAACUGCAUCAAAAUCGGUUCAGCCAAACGCGAGAUAAUUACUGCCGCUGGUGAAGAUUAGUGAAGCUGAGACUUUUAGUGUGCCGGACAAUAGACACUGUGAUAAUUAUUGUAAUUAUGCAUUACAAGUAUAAAAUGAUUAGAGUACCCCAGGGCUCUAUUUUGAGUCCACUGGUGUUUAUAAUCUAUCUAAGUUUUAAGUUAUUCUAUUAGGAUGAAGUACCAGUUCAUUCAGUUUAGAAUAAUUAACUUAACGCAGUUGUAAAGUUAU